AUGUCCCCAUGCUUUGACGAGGGCCGUUGCCGCUGCAACAACAUUACAGCCGACUGUUCCUCGAAUAACGGCUCUCUGACCUACGUGCCUCGUCUUCCUAUCGACGUCCAGGUCUUCAACUUCUCCAGCAACAACCUGUCUCACAUUCCUGACGAAUUUUUCUCCAACGUGUCGCAAGUGUGGCUGCUGGAUCUCUGUCAAAACGGCUUAACAUCUCUAUCUCCGAGGGCUUUUCAAGAACUGCAAAACCUGACCACUUUGUUGCUGAACGGCGAAUCAUUUUUCCCCAACCUAAAACUACUGCUGCUGCAGAAUAACAUGAUUUCUUCAAUAAAGGAUCCUGUCUGUCUUCCGAAUUUGGCGAACCUCUCUCUCUCAUUUAACAAAUUCCUCACUUUUGAAAGCAAUACGUUUGGAAAUGCACGCUUUCCACGUCUUGAAUACCUUGCACUGAUUGAAAUGGAAGAUAAAAUAGUUGGCAUCGAAAGAUUCGCCUUUAACAAUUCUCAGCUGAAGUUCCUGGGUCUUGCCUUAAACUACAUCAACUUGUCUUCUCAGACAGUUCUCCAUGACGACGCUUUUGGUGGAUGUACCGGCAUCACAGCAUUCUAUUUCGAUUACUGUGUAUUUAAGGCAGCCUGUCUCUUGGGUCAAGCAGCAGCAUCCUUUACCAUUGCUGUCAUCAUCAUCGUGCUCGUCGUGUUCAUCAUCUCUGUCACCUGUUUCCGCUAUCGCUGGCAUCUCCGCUUGGUGAUGUACGAGUGGUUUCAUCAUAGAGGUCUACAGGAGGGACAACUCCGUCACUUCACUUACGACGUCUUCGUAGGCUACGCUGAGGAGGACAGGAAGUGGGUGAUGCAGGAGUUACUGCCCGUCGUGGAGGGUCAGUGGAACCUUCGCGCAUGCGUGCACGAGCGCGACUUCAUUCCCGGCAAGCACAUCGUGGACAACAUCGCUGACUGCGUGCAGGACAGUCGCAAGAUUCUGAUGGUUUUCUCUCCUGAUUAUGCUCGCAGCGAGUGGUGUCAGUUCGAGCUGAAGUACUGUCAGUGCUGUGUGAUGGACCGUGACGAGGUGUUGGUGCUGGUGUUACUGCACGAGACGGAGUCACGUGACAUGACCAGCGCCAUGUUUGCAGUGAUGAAGACGACGACGUACAUUGAGUGGGCGAACACUGUUGACGCUCGUGACUCCUUUUGGGGUCGACUGUCUCGGGCAUUGGACUGCGUGAUCAGCUAUUAA
Molecule: messenger RNA, 1242 nt
Organism: Pomacea canaliculata
Lineage: Eukaryota; Metazoa; Mollusca; Gastropoda; Architaenioglossa; Ampullariidae
Product: toll-like receptor 2 type-2
Exons: 3
Coding region: 1-1242 (413 amino acids)
Biological process (GO): toll-like receptor signaling pathway; immune response
Cellular component (GO): membrane
Molecular function (GO): protein binding; transmembrane signaling receptor activity
Source: RefSeq, a predicted model, not a curated record